CAACUGUCUUGGGAUAUUCCAACUUUAUUGGACAGGGAUACACAAUGGAGAUCUACUCAUUAACUGCAUGGGUAGUGACAAUCUUGUACGUUUUUGCUACAUCCUCUGCACAAGGAAUUUGCCAUCAUGGCAGAAGGAGCCACAAUGCAGGUUUCAGUGGAAAGAUGGAAGGCAGCCAUCAUCUGCACUGUUGUGGAAAUGUGUCGUACAAGAUCUCAGAAAGUUCCUGCUGCAAUGGUAAUUUAACUAACGGGUUAAGCCAGCUGGUUUCUGACUGCUGUGAUUCUGUAGCUUACAAUCCCCUUAAUGAGAUUUGCUGUGGUGGCAGGAUUCUGACUCAAAGCAGCACUCAUGCAAAAUGCUGUGGCAAAGUCCUGUACCUGACAACAACUCAUUUGUGUUGUGGUGGCAACAACAUAUUUCAAAGGAAGGAAAAUCUUUUUUGCUGUGGCAAGGAAACGUAUGACAUGACAACCCACUGCUGCUGUAUUAAUCUUGCACUAGAAGUAAAGCCAAAAAAUGAAACUUGCUGUCCAAAAGUAACAGAUACUGAUAAAAGAAGAGAAUCCCAGCAAGGCUCUCUUCCCACCAGCAAACUCUCCAGAAACUUAGAAUCCAAGUGUGGAACAAAACCCUACAAUCCCAAUAAAAAAAUAUGUUGCUCAGGGAAUCUCUAUGAGAAGGCUUCAGCACUUACUAAGUGCUGUGGCACAGAUGUCUACACUCUGUUAGAUGACAAUGUGCUGUGCUGUAAUGGAAUUCUUCAUCUCAAUGUGCCUGAGCAGUCAGAGUGUGUUGGAGGUGUUAUAUAUGCUCCACCAAACACUUUUUGCCAAAUGCCUGCCCGACCCCGUCUUGGUGAGCACUGCUGUGGAGAACAAACCUUCAAUCCUCGUACACAUAUUUGCUGUAAUGGACACAGUUGCAGGGAUGAGUGGUUGGAGAAAGCUGACGGAAAGAUGAAAAGUACUCUGAAAGGCAGCCAGACAACGAUUUUUCAUUGUUGGUCGACACCAGGCAAAAAAAGAUAAAUCCUGACCAAACGGAGGUACCCCUAUUGCUGAGAUAGAGACAUGAAAAGUGGGGCGCGACAAACAGGUUUUGUGCCCAUCUUUUUAAUUCCUUUAUUUAUUGACCAUACACUCAAAACAAAACAAAGACAAAGGCGACCAUUAUUGAUCGUAGUAUCACUUUAUGGUUCCCAUGGAGACACGCCAUUCAUUGCUUGUCACACCGCAGCCACAAUAGCGCUGAAUGACUGAUGAUCUGCUUUUAUUUCCUUUUUUAUUCAAAAUUUCACAAAUUUUUUAGCUCUAGCAUGAUAUUCCGAUAUGUGCAUGUGUAAGUGUUUCAUUGUUCAAACACCUUUAUAUAGAUCGCGUUAGUUUAGCUGUUGGCGCAACGUAUUUUAGGAAACGUAAUCUAUCUUAUUAAAAUACCUAAAACAAAUAAAAAUAAGUACAUUAUUAGGAAUUUACCAACUCCGGUAUUUUUUUCAUCAAUAAAUGCUUAUGUAUAGCCCUAUGCAACAAUUACAUAUGUAAAUGUAAAAAAAAAAAUAUAAUUAUGACAUGACAUGACAUAUUUACAUUUUAAUGUAACAGCCAGUAUUUCUGUUUGUAACAGUCACAACAUUUUUCAUAUCUGCUUUCGGAUAUGUUGUACAGUUGCUUCAUAAGACCAUUAUGAUUUUUUUUUCCCGUAGUUAUCACUGAACAAGUAUGUCAUGUUAAACUAAAAUAAUUAUAAAUUUCUCAAAUAAUAUUUAUCAUGCAAGCAGAGAGAACUCAUGACAAACGUUUAGUGAUCAUUUGAACACGACUGAAUCGAUUUCAAUUCAAUGCGCACAUUUUCAUUACGCAGAACUCUUUAAGCAAGUCUAUAAUGUUUAGUGAACUUUUAAACAAAUGCGCGUGUGCCAGGCAAACCAGCAAAAGGUAAAGAUGCAAACAUGUAGGACAAGUAGAAAAUGUAUCCAUAUCUAAGCCAAGCUCUUGAGAGAGAACUUGUUUGGUUUUUGAGACUGAGAGGUGCAACGCGGCUGUUUGAUUGGUGAGCGUACUGUGCUUUCAUAUCGUAGCCUAAGCUUUAAAUCAUUGCCUUUUAAAUAUUUACAAAUAAUAUAACGUGUAUGAUGUAUUAUUAUAGGUGAAAUUACUCUUACAAAGCUCUGAUUUCUGAGAGAUGCACGGAGAGGCAACAGCAAUGCAGUGUUUGAUUUGCGCUCCUUUCAUUCAUAAAGUUUACAUUCAUUCACUUCACACUCGUGACUUUAGAGGUCUUUGUAUAAUAUUACGCUGAUCCCCUGGCUCAGCUGUUAUCUAGCAAACACCGUGUAUCAGAUUCAGCUGAGUACUCAGGCAGAAUUAUUCCUUGUCUGUUAUUAAUUUUUGAAGGCAUUGUACGUGCCAUUCCGAAUAAGGUAUUCGGCUUCAGGCACAACCCUAAUUAUUACAUUACAUAUUAUAUGUUUACAUGCAAGAUAGAUAAGGUCAUAGAAAGUAACAGCUCCACACUCCAGAUUGUUUCUGACAGUGCCAACUACUAUGCAAGCCCUAGUACAUCAUUACAAAAAUUUCACUGUAUUUAUGUGCGCAUGCCCAGUAGAGCCAAACGUAUCCCUUCUAACCUUAACCGCACGCAUUUGUCAUAUCCCGAACUUUGCGUGUGUGCACUGCACCAAGGCACCAGUCAUUUUAAUUUUUGACCACAGACAUAAUGUCAGCAAUAGCAGCAUUAUAAAGUAAAUAAAAUGUAAAUAAAGUACAUAGAAAUAAUUUGACCCUACAGCAAGAGCUGCUCGAUUAUGGCAAAAAUCAUAAUCACGAUUAUUUUGGUCAAUAUUGUAAUUGCGAUUAUUUAACCUGAUCAUGAGGGGGCCAUAUGACCAAGACUUUAUCUAUUUUUUUUAUAUAUUUAAAGAUAGUGACAUAUAUCAAAUAUGUAUUUCCUGUAAAUAAGGUUGCUACAAUCAUUAUAUCUGCACUGUUUACUUCACUGGUUUGCACUCUAUCUACCAUGUGCAGCUUUACUUAUCUUUCUUUUUACAUGAACUAUUUGUAUAGUUGUACUUUAUAUUUUAUUAUCUGUUUUAUGUUCUACUGUUAGUGUUAUCUGUAUGCACCAAGGCUCUGAGAGUAACACAAUUUCAAUUCUCUGCAUUUAUGUACUGUACAUGUGGAAGAAUUGACAAUAAAGCAGAGUUGACUUGACUUGCUAUGACAUCUACAUUCUAGAGACCAGCGGAAUUUCAAACAAACAAAAAGUCCUCAAAAUUUUUGAAAAUAAUUAAACUGUCAGUAAUAAAAAAGCAAAGGAACAAAUACAAUAGCAUAAAAAGAUACAAAUUAAACCAACUGUGCUUUAAUGUUUUUUAUGCAAAUCUCAAGCAGUAUGUUUAUUUCAUUUAUUCACUAUACCAUUUAUUAUGAAUGUCUUAUUUCAGUUUAAGUUUGGCUUUAGUUUUGUAUUUAUUGCCGUUUAUAUGAAAAGGUUCAUGUAGCAUUGUACAACCUACUGUAGAAAUGAAUAAUCAAAUCUAAAAUAAAAUAUAGCCUACUGCCACUUUAAGAGCCGCACAGAUCCAAAUUAUUGUUACAUGUGUAUUUUUAUUCUCAACUCUUUACAUUCAUUACAUGACCGACAAAUGUAUACAUGAAUAAUUGCCAAGCACAGCAUUUUGACACAUUUUUGCAUGUACUUGACCAAUAGGCGCUAAAAGAUUACAAUGUCCGUGUUCUGUUCUGUCUCUGAGAACUUAUAUCUUCCUGAGGAGCAGCACAAGUUCUCUUUCACGCUUUUAAAAACAUGAAUAAAUGUACUUCGAUAAUUCAAAUGUCCCAUUUUGCAAAUGUCACGUUACAUGAUUUUACUGAUUUGCACGGGGCUUUUAUGGAGAAACGAAAGUGCAGCACUGCAAAAGUGGGGGGAAUGGGGCACAAUAAUAGUUUUAUCUCGAUUAUUGGAUUUUCGUAAUCGUUGGAGGCCAAAAUCAAAAUUUAACCGUUUUUUCGAUUAAUUGCACAGCCCUACCUACUGCUCCUAACUCGGUUCUAGAGGGCCAGUGUCCUUUAGAGUUUAGCUCCAACCCUAAAUAAACACAAUUGAACCAGCUAAUCAAGCUCUAACUAGACACACUAGAAACUUCCAGAUAGGUUUGUUAAGGCCAGUUGAAGCUAAACUUUUUCAGGGCAUUGGCCCUCCAGGAUCUAGUUUGGAGACCCCUGUCAUACAGUUGUUACUUUGCACAUGCUUUUUGAUCAUUACAAAUAAUAGUGUAAAAUGAUUUUCUUAGAUUAGGAGAUAUGCUGUCUCUCGCAUCACAUACAUUAUCAGUAGUUAGUUAUGUGGUCUUGAAGAGGAUUUUUUCUCUCUCAAUUGGACUUGGUCUUGACUUGGACUCGAAACUUUGUACUUGACUUGGACUCAAACCUCUUCGGACUCGGUCUCGACUAGUCCUGGUCUUGGACUUAACUUGGACUCGACAAAGCUGGACUUGACUACAUCUCUAGUUACCAGUAUGCGAUAAGUGGGCCAUGUCAACCAGACCUUGACCAUUGAUCUUAAUAACACAACCACUAUAAUUUCUAUAUAUUAUAACAUAUUUGUCAAAAUGAAAGAUCAUUUCAUUAGGGGGAAACUUAAAGGUGCUGUAGGGAACUUUUGUAAAAAAAUAUAUUUUUACAUAUUUGUUAAACCUGUCAUUAUGUCCUGACAGUAGAAUAUGAGACAGAUAAUCUGUGAAAAAAAUCAAGCUCCUCUGGCUCCUCCCAGUGGUCCUAUUGCCAUUUGCAGAAACUCGAUCGCUCCCGGUAAAAAAUAACCAAUCAGAGCUGCGGUCCGUAACUUUGUUUGUGUUCAAAAUGUAGAUAAAUGUAUAUAAUAAGCGAGUACACCAUGAAUCCAUUGUCCAAACCAUUCUUUAAUCACGUGACAGGCCCAUAAGCUGAACCAUGCAGUCCGAGCCGGAAAGAGAAUUGAUUAGUUCAUCUCAUGAGUCUUUCGGGUCGAGUCGUUCCAUAAUCACCUGACACUCCCAUACGCUAAAACCAAUGCAGUUCGAGCCGGAAAGAUAAUUGAUUAGUUCAUCUCAUGAGUCUUCGGGUCGAGUAAUUCCUUAAUCACCUGACAGACCCAUACGCUAUUUCUGUCAUUUCUGUCACUGUGUUUUUGUUACCGUUUCUUCAGGAUCUGUGGUGUGUUAUUAUUUUAUAAAUAAAUAAAACCCUGUUAUUAAUAUUGAUUAAGGAACAACUCAACCCGAAGACUCAUGAGAUUAACUAAUCAAUUAUCUUUCCGGCUUAUAUUGCAUUGGGUUUAGCGUAUGGGUAUGUCACGUGAUUAAGGAAUGAGUCAAAAACCCGAUUGACCCGAACUAUGAACUAAUCAAUUCUCUUUCUGGCCCAAGACUGCAUUGACUGACACAGCUGAAUUACUGCUAGCUGAAUAUUACAUAUAGAAUAUUGCGCAUGCGCGAUUGAACGACUCAUCCCCCGAGAUGACUCAUUCUUCCCGAGUCACAUUAAAGACUUGUUCAAAAUGAACGAAUUGUUCAAGUACGACAUCACUACUCAGAACAGUUCUGGUGAUGUUGUUUAUGUAUUUAUGUUCUCAUUACUGUAAGCGUCACGCACUUCAGUCUAUGUAGUAUACAAAAGUGCAUGUCUCUGCCAUUCAUUCAUUUACACAGAGAUGCGCAGAGAAUGCAGGGUUCAUAUUUCAACUAGCUUUUGCGGCUUAACAUUUACAGAUACUGGUCCAUAUGGACAUUUGAUGUGAUUAAUUUAUGCUUUGACAAAUUCCAUGACUGUCCAUAUUAAAAUGUAGGUUUCAUUUUCAUGACUGGAUUUUGAGAUUCAGUCCACGUUUUCUGCUUCUCGUAAAUCAUAGCGUUGUAUGUGUCAAGAACCGGGUUGACAGAAACCUGGUAUCGUGACAAAUUUUUUUUUAGCACCGACUUGGUACCGAAGUACCGAGUCUUUUGACAACACUAGUCUCUACCCAUGCUGUCUUGGCAAAUGAGGCUUUGUCUGUAACUGGAAAUUCAAGUCUAACUGAUACGUGCAAAGACAUCAUAGGAACAUGCUUGCUGGCACUACAUUUCUCAUAGAAGACUUAUUCACAUGGCACACCUUUAGAGCAGGAGUAUCUCAGUCAUUAGGGUCACCGCAUAAACCCUCAAGAAAUUUUAAAACCACUAACAACCUGAAAAAACUUCCAUGGGCAAUUUCUGUGUUGGUUGUUGAAUGACUUUUCUCUCCAACUUAUUUCUAUUUAGCCACAACAAGAUGAAUGGCAAUUUUUGUUGUGGUUCAGAAGUCUAUGACCACCACAACCAGUUGUUAAAAUGCUGCUCAGGUCAUCUCUACAAACUUACACGUCUAAGUGGGGAAUGCUGUGGAAACCAUCUGCUGGAAUAUU
Carassius gibelio (silver crucian carp) is the source of this 6420-nucleotide messenger RNA. RefSeq names its product galaxin. Bases 45 to 1031 code for a protein of 328 amino acids. The record is from RefSeq and is a predicted model, not a curated record. The transcript is spliced from 11 exons. NCBI's taxonomy places the organism in Eukaryota, Metazoa, Chordata, Actinopteri, Cypriniformes, Cyprinidae.